AUGUCGAAAACGCCUAAUGCCGAGCAUAAACAGGAACCUGCCAAUGGGAGUGAUAUUUUAGAUGUUGCGAUCAUCGGUGCAGGGAUAUCAGGUAUCAAUACCGCCUAUCGCAUUCAGACUGAGCUUCCUGAUAUCAACUACGCCAUCUUCGAGGCCCGAGAUACAAUCGGAGGGACAUGGGACUUUUUCAAAUACCCGGGCCUUCGUUCCGACUCGGACCUUUUCACCUUUGGGUUCUCUUGGCGGCCAUGGACAAAGAAUAAUCCUAUCGCAGAUGCAGGGUCCAUUCUAGAAUACCUCAGGACGUCUACUACAAUGGAAGGAAUCGACAAUCAUAUUCAGUUUAAUACUCGAAUUCAGAAGGCGAAUUGGUCGGUCAAGUCCCACUUGUGGGAGUUAACAGCGACCACGAACAACGGUGUCCAACACCAAAGCUUCGCGAGGUUCCUUGUCCUCGGCACGGGCUACUAUGAUUACGAGCAAGCUUUGCCAGUUAUCAUUCCUAGGUUAGACUCAUUCGAGGGUCAAACCGUUCAUCCCCAGUUUUGGCCUGCAGACCUUGACUAUACCGACAAAAGAGUCGUUUGCAUAGGAAGCGGCGCCACAGCAAUUACUCUUGUUCCAGUUCUAGCGCAGAAGGCUGCUAGCGUUACUAUGCUACAACGCAGCCCGUCCUAUAUCAUUUCGAUAUCCAACUCGUCCAAGGUCUCCCGGUUGAAGCAGUAUCUACCCAAGCGUCUGGCAUAUAUUCUCAACAGGCUUUAUUUCCUGACAUUUCCAAUACUCUUCUACUACUUCUGCCGCCUUUUCCCAACCUUAUCUAGGAACACCAUCCGGAAAGCAGCUACUAAACAGCUACCAGAAGGUUAUCCGAUGGAUCCCAACUUUACGCCCCGCUACAAUCCAUUCGACCAACGUGUGUGCUUUGCUCCUGACGGCGAUUUUUACGAUGCAAUCCGAAAGGGUGCGAAAAUCGUGACCGGAACCAUCAAGCAGGUGGUUGGCGACGGUAUUCUUCUUGACGAUGGAUCAAAGCUCUCCGCCGACAUUGUAAUCACAGCUACUGGGCUGAAAAUGCUGUGGGGUGGGAAGAUCAGCAUCACGGUGGAUGGGAAACCCUACCGCAUUGGGGACAAAUUAGCGUGGCACAACGCCAUGUUACAGGACCUACCCAACGCCAUGGUGGUGACCGGAUAUGUCAUGGCCUCCUGGACACUCGGUGCUGAUGCCACAGCUUUCCUGCUUUGCCGUCUCUUGAGGGGAAUGCGCAAACACGGGCUGUCUACUAUUGUCCCGCGCGUCCCAACCGACGGGUCUGUCAAGGCGUGCCCUCUUAUCACGCUGAGCUCGACGUACGUCUUGGCAGCAGCGGCAGACAGCUUGCCAAAGUGUGGCAGCCAGGGUCCGUGGAGGAGGCGAUUCAACUAUUUCACCGACACAUUGAAGUUUAAAUAUGGUGAUGUGACAGAGGAUUUAGAGUUGUAUCGAGAAAACCUGCCGGUGACCGGCCUGAAACUCUAG
Messenger RNA from Cladophialophora psammophila CBS 110553, 1521 nucleotides. RefSeq lists its product as uncharacterized. Gene Ontology annotation, molecular function: NADP binding; N,N-dimethylaniline monooxygenase activity; flavin adenine dinucleotide binding. The transcript has a single exon. NCBI's taxonomy places the organism in Eukaryota, Fungi, Ascomycota, Eurotiomycetes, Chaetothyriales, Herpotrichiellaceae. The record is from RefSeq and is a predicted model, not a curated record. Bases 1 to 1521 code for a protein of 506 amino acids.